Molecule: messenger RNA, 234 nt
Organism: Linum trigynum
Lineage: Eukaryota; Viridiplantae; Streptophyta; Magnoliopsida; Malpighiales; Linaceae
Source: the annotation of a GenBank genome assembly
AUGGCCAUGAUAUCUUCAGCCAUCGGGGUCGGUAGCAUCCCAAUCCCGUCACAAGGCCCACCAGCAUCUCAGCCCACCCGCUUCGAGGUCUCCUGCCCUAGGGUCGCCGCCGACUUUGUCCCGGUGUCAGUCUUGGUCGUUCCCGUCUCCGUUGCCGUCUUUUCGACAGCCUGCUCCGCCACAGUUUGCGAUUUGGUGAUGGCCAUUAUUCUUCGCUGUCCGCCCUCGGUUUAG